GUCCGGAUGUGACCGCUCAGCCACAGGAACCAAACUUUAGCUGCUAGCAUUAGCUGUGUGUGUAGCAUCACAGCUCCGCUACCGCAAUUCAAAACAAACGCUGUCAGAAGCAAGAUAUCCUGUUCAUCAUCGAGUAACACGUCGAUAUGGAGCCGGAGGCAUAAUUUAUAAACACAGUGUUGAGGAAUGGUCUGACUGCAGCAGCUCCAGUAAAGAUGCACAGCCGUCUGCAGGAGUUGAAGAAGGAAGAGGAGACUCUCCUCAAAAUCAAAGUCAUGCUACAAGACCAGCUGAACAGGUUGAAGUUUGAAGAAGGGGCCUUGAAGUCCAUCAUUAGUGCUCAAACAGAAGAAGGAGCAUCUCAACGAUCUUCCCCAGAAACUGAGGUUCAUAUUAACCUGGACGAUGAGAGCGAGAUCAAUCAAACCAAACUGCUACUGAAUGCUGCUGUAGAUUUUGAUAUGGAGGAGGAGGAAGAUGAUGAGGAGGAGGAAGAUGAGGACGAUGAUGAAGAAGAUGACAAUGAGCUUGAGUUUGCGCCUGAGGAGGAUGAGGAGGAGGAUGAUUACUGAGAUCCUCAGUUAUUCAUGAGGCCUCAAUAUUUGCACCACUGAAGAAGAACCACAUGUAAACGGACAUCCGUUGAUUUGUUUACCUGUUUAUCACUUAUGGAGUUUAAUUUAUUUGGAUGGAGUGAGUUACACUUACAGUUUAGCAUUGCCCUCUCCUGUGCGUGAUUCAAGGCUUGUCAUCCACAACAUACAAUGUUAGAAUCCAUGUGUCAAAUUUUGUGAGAAAUGUUUCACAGAAAUGCAGUAAGAACAGUGUUAUUAGGUGCUUAUAGCGUACUAGAUAUAUUGCAUUUUGAGGAUUAGCAUUAAAGUUUUAUGGCUGGGCCAUAUAAGAAGAUAGUGUGUAUGUACGAGAUGAUAAUUGUAAGCACAAAAUAAAAUGUUUUGC
Molecule: messenger RNA, 960 nt
Organism: Anoplopoma fimbria (sablefish)
Lineage: Eukaryota; Metazoa; Chordata; Actinopteri; Perciformes; Anoplopomatidae
Gene: snapc5
Product: small nuclear RNA activating complex, polypeptide 5
Exons: 4
Coding region: 216-572 (118 amino acids)
Biological process (GO): transcription initiation at RNA polymerase III promoter; transcription by RNA polymerase II
Cellular component (GO): nucleus
Source: RefSeq, a predicted model, not a curated record